Trichomonas vaginalis G3 is the source of this 1373-nucleotide messenger RNA. Its product is annotated as spectrin binding. Gene Ontology annotation, molecular function: protein binding. The transcript has a single exon. The record is from RefSeq and is a predicted model, not a curated record. The annotation marks the transcript as partial. Lineage: Eukaryota; Parabasalia; Trichomonadida; Trichomonadidae.
AUGCCGAGGAAGAAGAAGGGUAAUCCUGAAGAAUACUUCAAAUUGCGAAGUAUCAGUAAAUACUACAUCGAUUCAUAUAAUGCGUUAUACCAGCUCAAAACGGAAAAGGAAGAAGAAUUAAACACAAUUUACAAAAAUGUCAUAACAGAAUUGAUUGAUUCAAAGAAACAUCCACCAAAAAAUAUUAUGGAGGAUAUUUUAAAUAUCAUUCCGUAUAAUAAUCGCUAUACAAAGUCAUAUUUAUAUCUUGCCAAACUCAUAUCUGAUAAUUAUCAUGUCAAAAAGGCCAACAGUCUCAAGAGUAUUCCCAACUUCCUGUUUUAUAAAGAAUAUGGAAUUAGAUUAGACAAAUUUUUUGGUUUCAGUGAUAUCAAAACAGAUAAUCUCGAUAUUCAUACACAAAAUACGAUCUACAGCGCAAUUAUGUAUAAUGACAAAGAAAGAUUCAUCAUAUUUACUAGAACAGAUGGAUUUGAUAAAGAUCAAAAACUCAAAAGUUAUUUAUAUCCAGAUUCUAAAAAAGGAUAUUCAUUACUUGAAUUAUGUUGUUAUCAUGGAGCUGUUGAUUGUUUCAAGUUAUUAAGAACGAAAUUUAACUCAGAAAUAACUCAAGAAUGUCUUGAAUUUUCAUUUUUAGGAGGAAAUCCAGAGAUCAUGAGCGAAUGUUUGAAAUAUCAAAAACCAACUUAUAAGUGCAUGAAAUAUGCAAUUAUUUCACACAACAUUGAUUUUGUUACAUUCUUGAUGAAUGAGUACAAAUUAAAGAUCGAUUUAAAACACUGUGGAAUUUAUAAAAAUCUUGAUACAUUUUUAGUUUAUUUCGAUAGAACUCAUAAUAUUAAUCAAUGCUUUAUUGAAUCGGCGAAUUUUUCUAUUCCAUAUCUUUGUGAAUAUUUCCUAUCACAUGGUGCAUAUGUCAAUGCAAAAGAUAGUGAUAAAGAAACCGCUCUUCAUUUUGCAGCAGCACAUAAUUGUAAAGAAAUAGUCGAAGUUCUUCUUUCACAUGGUGCAAACGUCAAUGCAAAAAAUAGUUCUGAAUACACCGCUCUUCAUUUUGCAGCAGAACAUAAUUGUAAAGAAAUAGUCGAAGUUCUUCUUUCACAUGGUGCAAAUGUCAAUGCAAAAAAUAGUUCUGGAUACACCGCUCUUCAUUUUGCAUCAAUUUAUAAUUGUAAAGAAAUAGUCGAAGUUCUUCUUUCACAUGGUGCAAAUAUCAAUGCAAAAGAUAAAUUAUUUGGAAAAACCGCUCUUCAUUUUGCAGCAGAACAAAAUUAUAAAGAAACAGUCGAAGUUCUUCUUUUACAUGGUGCAAAUAUAGAUGAAAAAGAUGAAUAUUCUGAAAAAACCGCUCUUCAUUUUGCAGCAGCACAUAA